AUGUCGCACCCGUUAUCACCCUCUGCAUCCACGCAUUUGGGUGUCUCUAGGGUGCUAAAACGUCCGCGAGCUGCACGUGCGUGUGAUAGAUGUCGGCUCAAGAAAUACAGGUGCGACGAACUGUCCCCGUGCUCGCAAUGUAGAAAGGGACCAUUCGACUGCAUUUAUGUUGGUGGCUACCGUCCCCGAGAUGGGAAUCGGGGAGGUUUUCCAACUACCUCGGCCACACCAAUGAGUACGGAGACAUGCUAUCAAACAUCAGAACCCUCUUUGAACCAGCCAUUAUCCGGAACCCUACCCCGUGAGUCUGUCGCGAACGACAAAAUCGUGGCAUUAGACCUUGGAGGUGGGCAACUGGCGGCCACAGUGGACGAUACCAGCUCGGUGGACUUUGUGGAAGAGGGGAUCAGCGAGGUCAACCAACACACGAACAGCAUCGAGUACCAUGGGAACACUUCCUCCGCCGCAUUCCUCGGCCGCCUGCAGUCGAGGCAGCGAUCCGGUCACAGUAUCGAUGCUCCUGGGAGCCCAAAAUCAUCACUGAUCUCUACACUACACAAUCCGGCGUUCUCAUUGCAUGCCACCCCAACCCCGUCGGCCUUGAAAGACAGAAAUUUCUACCUGGACUACGCCCACACCUUCAUUCAAGGUUACUUCGAUAAUCUGCACUAUAUUCACCCCAUGGUGGAUAAAAGUGAAUUCAUGGCGCGCGCACACCUUCUCUGGUUCAGCAAGAGCCCGCAGCCCGGUCCAAGUUUCGUCGCACUCUAUCUCAGCCUCCUUUCACUGGGUGCUCUCAUACGCACAUGGGAUGAGGGCCGUCUUGGUGGGCUGUCUCGGUUUGAGUGGAGCCGACGCUUGUAUGGAGAAGCACAAGCGUAUCUGAAUAGGUUGCAGUUCUCAAAUGAUCUCGACACUGUCCAGGCGCUGUUCAUGAUGGUCCGCACUGUCUAA
This is a messenger RNA of Exophiala spinifera, 954 nucleotides long. RefSeq lists its product as uncharacterized. Gene Ontology annotation, cellular component: nucleus. The record is from RefSeq and is a predicted model, not a curated record. Gene Ontology annotation, molecular function: RNA polymerase II cis-regulatory region sequence-specific DNA binding; DNA-binding transcription factor activity, RNA polymerase II-specific; zinc ion binding. NCBI's taxonomy places the organism in Eukaryota, Fungi, Ascomycota, Eurotiomycetes, Chaetothyriales, Herpotrichiellaceae. Bases 1 to 954 code for a protein of 317 amino acids. Gene Ontology annotation, biological process: positive regulation of transcription from RNA polymerase II promoter by galactose. The transcript is spliced from 2 exons.